CGGGACGUUACCCAGGACUUAUGUCCCAUCUCUGAUGCACUUCUUUGUUUACCCGCAUCUAUCCGUGCAACCAGCAACCAUCGCAUUGCUUCAGACUCGAUAAACAUCCUUACUCCUCCUCAUACGACUACGACCGCAUCCUCACACAAUUAACAGUCGGCCCGCCGCCUGCGCACUCCUGAUCGCAACCUUUGCACAUCCCGCCUCGUCAAUGCGAGACGAUCUGCGGCCCAUGACUACCACGGAUCACGACGUCUCCUAUUAAACGAUCUCCAUUCGCCCAACGAAAAAUCCACUCACCGACUAGUCACUCCAAAAGAUUGGAAUAACGAUUUCUAUACUGCAUUGAAGAGGAGGUACAAAUUCACACAACCAUGGCUAACGUCAGCGUGGGCGACACGGUCAUGGUCCCCGGCGACAUGCACGGGGUCGUCAAGUUCAUUGGCCCCGUCUCCGGCAAGAAGGGCAUUUUCGCAGGUGUCCAGCUCUCGAACGAAUACGCACCCAGGGGCAAGAACUCGGGCGAAGUCGAUGGGAAAUAUUACUUCAAAACCACAAUACCUGGCUCGGGGAUUUUCCUGCCGCUGGAAAAAGCCGUCAAGAAGACCGGCGUCGGUCUGGGUGUCCGCGCGAGUCCAGGGCCGGGGACGCCGACACCCACGAGGCUGAGCAGUUUCAACCAGGGUGGCCGGACACACGGGACGGGCAUCGCGAAGCCGAAUUUCAGUCAGUCAGUCGGGCCCGGGCUCAGGGCCGGCGCAGCGAGUCCCGCGCUCAAACCGCCCUUGAGACGAGAGAGCUUGCCGCGUCCGGCGAGUCCACUGCGCAAGACGGCCACGCCGACCGCGGGGAAGGCGUUGACGACGCCCAAGACGAGACCCAGUGGGAUCGGCAUGGCCAAGAGCACGAAUGGGCAAUACAGGCCGGGUCAGCGGCCCACAACGAGUUUCGGUCAGAGCUUAAGACAAAGUACGGCAACCCCAAGUGCAGGAAGUGGUGCGAGUCCGUCGCUAGGGCCCGAGACGAGUUUCGAUGAAACUGCAGAGGACGCGGAGAGUACGCCGACGCCGACGCCGCAUGUCAGUAGAAGUGCGAAUGUUGAGCAGUAUGAGACCAAGAUCAGGGACUUGAGUGACGAGUUGAACGACGCGAGACGGCAACUACGUGAUCAGGGCGCAAACUUUGCCGAGGUGGAAAGGAAUUUCAGCGAGCUGCAGAAGAUACUACCAAGCCUGGAGGCGGGAAGUAAGCGCUCCGGCGACGAUGAGGACGAUGAUUUACCGCGCGAUGUCGUGGCGCUCAGGGAGAUCGUCAGGGAGAAGAAUGAGAAAAUCAAGCUGCUUACGGCCGAGUUCGAUGCCAAUCGAGCGGAUUUCAGGUCGACCAUUGAUACGUUGGAAAUGGCGAGUACGGAGACGGAAAGGGUGUACGAGAAGCGGGUUGAUGAACUGCUUGAGGAAGUGAGAAACUUGCAGGAUCGGAGUGAGGAUGUCGAGUCCGUGGCCCAGCAGCUUAAGCAGCUUGAGGAACUUGUGCAGGAGCUCGAGGAGGGUCUCGAGGAUGCAAGACGAGGCGAGGCCGAGGCUCGUGGGGAAGUCGAGUUCCUCCGUGGCGAGGUCGAGAGGUCGAGAAGCGAGCUGCGCAGAGAGAGGGAGCGGUUAAAAACCGAGGACCAGCUGAAUGGAUAUUCGGCUGGGGAUGUGGACGAGUUGAAAACCCAACUGGGCGCGAAGGAUGAUGAGAUUAGAGGGCUGAAGGCGAUCAUUCAGACUUUGAAUGAAAGCCAGCAGUCGCCGAAGUUGAAUGGAAAUGUCUCGAAGCCGAACGGACUUGCGAGGAAAUUGAAGGAGGACCUUGAGCAUGGCGACGAAGAGAAUCGAUUGAGUCUACGACAGCAGAUCCACGAUCUUGAGGCCCUGUUGCAGCAGAAAAGUGCGCAUGAGGAGGAACUCGCCAACGAAGUGAUGCAUUUGCGGAACAGCGUUGCGCUCUCCAAGUUCCCAAUGCCAGGCGCCGCGUUUGGUCUGCACACGGCGAUCAGGUCUCCUGGCGGUCAUUCUCGGGGCAAUAGUGAGGAGCUGGAUCGGAAGCACCUCAGUACUGGAACCACGGGCAGUCAGCGGACUGUUGUGCUUGGACGUGGCUCGGGUCCAGAGGGCAAUGCACGUGAAUGGCAGGACCCUAACCGUCGAAGCGCAUCUCCCACAAAGCAUCAUGAGCACAUGGACGAUGGCGUGACUGAUGUUUCGAGCACAGGUGCGCCAUUGUGGUGCGAAAUCUGUGAGGAGAGCGGCCAUGAUAUCCUGACAUGCUCGAAUAUGUUCGGCCCAGGGAAGAGCAAUGAUCAGGGCAGUCUGGGCAAGAGAAGCGGCAAAGACGUCGUUCGCGAAGGACUCCGGCGUAGCGGAGAUCAGAGCCAAAUAUUGUCAGGUGCCGACUCGGACAGACCUGCACCUUUGGUCAGUCGGAAAGGUAACAACACAGUACCGGGUACGAAUGCGCCAACACUGCCGUCAGCCCCAGUCGAAGAGGAGGAUAGACCGCCUACGCCGCCUGCCAAGGAUAAUCCCACACCCACCUCAACACCGUCAAAGGUGCCAGCAAUGGUUGAAGGGACAGGCAUCCAGGCGGGUAUGCUCGCUGGCCGGACUAGCGGUGUGAUCGACCCGGAGAAAUGGUGCGCAUUGUGCGAAAGGGAUGGACAUGAUUCGGUUGAUUGUCCACUCGAAGAUGCUUUCUAGUGGGGAGCAUGGUAGGAUUGUCGAUGUCGGUCUUUCUGAACCAAGGGAAAAAGCAAGCAUGGCGUUCUGCUUUUGUUUCUUGCUUCUUUCAGCUGUGGUUGUGAUGGUCAUUUGUUGCUGGAUAUGUUUUCAUAUUGAGCGUUCAGGAUGCGUCGAUACAGUCAAGGCAGAUGAUUGUCCAUUGAUGACGGCUAGCUCUGUGGAUACGGUCUUUGUGGAUACAAUAUUUCUCUUCUGCUAAUGUAUAAUCUUUGAACUGGGUUGUGGUUUCAGAUGCG
Messenger RNA from Exophiala xenobiotica, 3019 nucleotides. RefSeq lists its product as uncharacterized. NCBI's taxonomy places the organism in Eukaryota, Fungi, Ascomycota, Eurotiomycetes, Chaetothyriales, Herpotrichiellaceae. The record is from RefSeq and is a predicted model, not a curated record. The transcript has a single exon. The coding region runs from base 375 to 2741 and encodes 788 amino acids.